Poecilia latipinna (sailfin molly) is the source of this 1051-nucleotide messenger RNA. RefSeq names its product ubinuclein-1-like. The transcript has 2 exons. The annotation marks the transcript as partial. The record is from RefSeq and is a predicted model, not a curated record. Gene Ontology annotation, biological process: chromatin organization. Lineage: Eukaryota; Metazoa; Chordata; Actinopteri; Cyprinodontiformes; Poeciliidae. Gene Ontology annotation, cellular component: nucleus.
ACAGUUAAUACUUAUAUGCAGCUCAUACAAAACUAGAGAAGUAUAUUUCAUCAUUAUUGGCACAAUGUUAUCCCAGACGGAGCUCCUCCAUGCAGCCCCCGGAAGGCUCCCAAACAUCGCGCCUGCUCAGAACAAUCAUCUCCGCCACAUUCGCGCUUAUCUGUCAGGUGGGCGUGUUCCGGUGCUGCCAUUGGCCAAUGGCGGUUCCCCUUCCUCUUUCUUUUCAUACGCCCUGCCUCUGAAUAAUGAUAAUAACGACCAAGAUGGCUACUUCAAAAUCUUCUCUGUUGUAGCUAAACACCAGUUCCAUGGAAAUACUCCAAAUUGCGAUUUCUUUAUGUUUAAGACCCUCGUAGGCGGCGGGGCAGAGCCACGGACAAUACUACAUGGAUUACAGCGAGUUGAGAGGCGAAUAAAGUCGCUGUGUUGCCCCGGAGCACUCAUUCCGAAUAAGCUAACUAGCUAGCAGCGCUCGUCGAGACUCCCCGGUUGAGCUCUCCCAGCAGCUGCCGCUCUCCCCCUCCUCCCCACCUCCCCGGUUGACGAGCCCGCCGGAGCGCAGAGCGCCAAAUGGCAGAGCCGAGGAAAGUGCCGUUCGUCACCAUCUCCUCCUUCAGCGCUCCGCCGCCGCCGCAGCAGCAGCAGACCCCGGAGUCCAACAAGAAGCGCCGCCGCGAGGACGAGGCCGCCGACAUCACUUUGGGGAAAGAUGGAGGUGGAGGUGCAGCUGCGGUCGGGUCGGGAGGUUCCGGAGGAGCUCUGUUCGGCAACGCCAAAGGAGGAAGCGACACCGACGGCAGGGAGACGAAGCCCACCGUCCGCCUCAGCCUGACGCUGAGCGAGCCGAACGAGAGGGGCUCCUCCGAGUUCAACUACGGCGAGCUGGUCCAGUCAACUCCUUCUCAGGUAAAGCCUGCAGGUCCCACAGUUCCUAAAGGCCUCGCCCCUCCGCUGGAUCCCAGCGACCCGUUUGCUGAUGAUGAGAAGGAGAGAAGGGAGGUGGAGGAGCUGGCCAGGAAGUUUGAGAGCAAAUAUGUAAGCAGAUUCACUU